Sphaerulina musiva SO2202 is the source of this 2703-nucleotide messenger RNA. Its product is annotated as OPT superfamily oligopeptide transporter. The transcript has 5 exons. The record is from RefSeq and is a predicted model, not a curated record. Bases 1 to 2274 code for a protein of 757 amino acids. NCBI's taxonomy places the organism in Eukaryota, Fungi, Ascomycota, Dothideomycetes, Mycosphaerellales, Mycosphaerellaceae. Gene Ontology annotation, molecular function: oligopeptide transmembrane transporter activity. Gene Ontology annotation, biological process: transmembrane transport.
AUGAGCACUCAAUUCAAUGAAAAGAAGCAGCACGGGCAUAUUGAUCAAGAAGAGUUGCAGGACUCCGGUGUCGAAAGCACACCAAUAUAUGUGCCCGAUGACCAUGACGAAGUGAUUGAUCCCAGACUGAAGGACUAUCCAGUGCCGAUGGUGGCCAGAACUGUGCACCUCCAUAAUGACCCAACGCAACCCAUCCUGACUUUUCGCUUCUGGGUUCUCAGCACCGUCUGGGUGUCCUUUGGCUGCGCUCUGAGCACACUCUACUACUUCAAGCCGUAUCAGCAGACGGUCUCGAGCUACGUGAUUCAGCUGCUGGCCUGGCUAUCGGGAGAUCUCAUGUCCAAAUAUCUGCCGAAGCGCUACUUCUCCUUCUUUGGUUACCGCUGGAGCAUGAAUCCGGGUCCAUGGAAUGCAAAGGAGCACGCAUUAGUCGUGGUUGCAUAUUGGGGCUCCUGUCACACGGCUUACGGCCUGGGGCCUCUGAGUGCACUGGAGAUGUACUAUGACCACAGGAUCGGGACCAUCUGGAGCAUCCUGUUUCUGGUUUCCAGUCAAUUGAUCGGUUAUGGCUUCGCGGGCAUCUUUCGGGACCUCCUCGUUCGACCCCCCAAAUUGUAUUAUCCCGGCGUGCUGCCUAGUGUUGCACUCUUCAACGCCAUGCAUCGCAACCCGUCCGUCACGAGGAACUCUUUGAUUCUCUUCGGUUACUGCACGCUAGCAGCAUUCUGCUGGCAAUGGUUUCCGCAGAUGAUCUUUCCGCUCCUCACAUCACUGCCUCUAUUAUGCUGGGCUGGCCACGGCAAUCCGGUCGCCUACGUACUCGGGAGCGGGAAUUAUGGAUAUGGGAUCCUGGAUUUCACGCUGGAUUGGAAUUACAUCAAUGGCACGUUGCGCUCCAUGUACACACCCUUUUGGGCCUCGAUGAACCAGUUUGCUGGCAUCUUCUUCGCCGUGUGGAUCUUCUACCCGAUUCUCUAUUACACUAACGUACUCGGUGCGAAGAAUUUCGAAGCCAUGUCGUCCGCAACCUUUGAUGCUGAGGGAAAUGAGUACAACGUGUCACGAGUCCUGACGAGUGACUUGUUGCUGAAUCAAACCGCCAUGGAUGCUUACUCGAAGCCGCACUGGAGUAUAUCUUAUGUGUUUUACUUCUUCUGGGGUUUCGCGUGUCUCACGGGAGCCUGCGUGUACGCUGCGCUAUGGCAUGGUAAGGAAUCAUGGGCGAGCCUUUGCAAUGUCUUUCGACACGGCGCUCGAGACGAGUACGACGAUCCCUACCUCAAAUUGAUGUCUCAACAUCGACGUGUGCCACAUUGGUGGUACAUGACUCUCCUCGGGGCAUGCAUCGGACUCUCCCUGGGAGCCAUCUAUGGCGGCGGCUUUCACCUUCCGUGGUGGGGAUUUCUCACUAUGGUCCUCAUCGCAUUCGGAUUCAUGUUUCCGGGCGGCAUCGUGCUCGGCAUAUCGGACCAGAUGUUGCCCCUGAACAUUCUGUCGGAGCUCGUGGCGGGAGCAAUGUUCAAGGGAGAUCCCAUUGCUGUUCUCACCGCCUUGACCUAUGGCGGACAGAUCUUCCUGCAGAGUCUCAACCUGGUGAUUGACUAUAAGUUUGGCUUUUAUAUGCGCAUCCCCGAGACGGAAAUGUUCAUCGGGCAGGUUUGGGGCACUCUGCUGGGACCCUUUGUCAACCUCGCGGUCAUGCGAGGAGUCAUCAGCGCCGUGGGCAUUCCGACGCUCACGGGCGCCAUCGAGUCGGUGAAUUGGGAGGCGGCGCAGUCGCGCAAUUUUUACUCGACCUCUGUCCUCUGGGGCAUCAUCGGCCCCGCCAACUUCUUUGCCAAAGACUCCAUCUAUGCGUGGGUAUACUGGGGAUUCCUCGUUGGGCCCGCAGCGGUGCUUGCAGUCUAUAUUGUGCAACGCCUGAAGCCGCAAUGGGAUCUGGCGCACGUUUGCAAUCCGGUGCUGAUGUUUUAUGGCAUUGGCCUGUUCCCCAUUUACCCAACGACAAGCAUUUUGACUUCGUUUAUUUUUGCGCUGAUUUUCAUGGGUUACAUCUACCACUAUCACCCGGCGUUUUGGCGGAAAUAUCACUAUCUCACAGCGGUGGGCUUGGACUGUGGUUCCCAACUGAUGUCGACCAUUAUGGCAUUGGGAAUUAGUCUCCCACAUGUCACCUUUCCGAAGUGGUGGGGCAACAAUCCCACUUUCCCCGAUCGAUGUUUCCCUCCGAAUAGCAAGCUGCCGAUGCCGAUGCAGAAAUCAGCGAGCUCGUGAUGAGGAUUCGUUUUCAUCCCUUGCGACCUACCGUAUCUCUGUAUUUCUGACUGGCACAUGUCCACACCAUACCACCACCACCUGCAGAAGAGGAGACUUUUUGCCUCGGUGCUCUUGGGAAGUCAGGCCGGGUUUCAACCUUUCCCUGAACAGUCGGGGCAGCUUUUCGUACCAACAUACAGUACAGCCACCAGAGCAUGGACGUCUGGAAAUGAUCAAACAUGGACGAGGUCUCGCGUACUACUUGUCAAACUUUCCUGUCGGUGCAAAUGGAGAUGGAGGUAUAGCUACAGUAUAUUGUACUGGUCCCCGCUGGAAUGCAGACCACAGGGUGUCGAGGCUGGAAUACCUAAAGGUCGGGUAGUCAAGAGGGUUCAGAAGCUGGUAACUUUUCUAUACAAGUGGACCUGGUUCCACACCUGCCCGCCG